AUGAAUUUUAAAACUUUUCAAAAAAGUUAUAUAAGUAAUCCAAAUGAAGAUCUUGAUUUUGUAUAUAUGGUUGAAAAAUGUGGUGAUGAAAAAAUUAUUAGAAAUAAUGAUUUAGAAAAAUUUUUUGAAAUCAUUAUUUUAACAGAGAACUACUCUUACUUUGUAAAUAUAUUUAAACUUAUAAAGAAAAGACUUGGUAUUGUACCAAAUAUUAUGAAAUUUUUUGUAACUAAACCACAUGAAGAAGUGAAAAGAAAGAUUUUAGAAGACAAUCGUAAACUAUUAAAUGACUAUAUUUCUGAAUUUUUAUUAAGUGAAUCUUGGGAAUUAAGGGAUUCAGGAAUUUUACUAGCUACAAUAUUAGGUAGAUUUGUUGAUCAAAUUCCAUAUGAAAAAAUGAUUGAUAUAAUUAAAUAUGAUCGUUCUGAGUAUGUUAGGGCUUCUGCUAUUGACUAUGUCAAAGAAAAUUACAUAACCUUAUUUAUGGAAGAUAUUUGGUUAUUUAUGACUAAUGAAUGGAAUUCCAUUGUAAGAAGGAGUUUAAUAAAAGUGUUGAUUGAGUUACCUUUAAAAAAGUUAGAAGAAAAUGAGAAAGAAAAACAUAUUACAGGUAUUAAAAAUAAUCUCAAAAUAUUAGAAAUGUACAGUGAUGAUGAUGACUCAUGGAUUAUUGAAAACAUAAGAAAAUUAAACAUUCUGUAUGGUAUAGAAAUUGAAGAUAGUCAACCUCUUUUAAAAAUAAAAAAUAAUAUUGAUAAAAAUUCUUUAUUAGAAGUCAUUCUUUUAGAAUGUCAAAAUAAAGAGGAACUCCAAGACAAAGAAUGUUAUGGAGAUUAA
Strongyloides ratti is the source of this 837-nucleotide messenger RNA. RefSeq lists its product as hypothetical. Lineage: Eukaryota; Metazoa; Nematoda; Chromadorea; Rhabditida; Strongyloididae. Bases 1 to 837 code for a protein of 278 amino acids. The transcript has 3 exons. The record is from RefSeq and is a predicted model, not a curated record.